AUGACACGGGCCUGGACUGGCCAGAGGGGAGUGAUUGACGGUCCCCACCCCCAGCUCUCCUCGCCCCUAGGCGCCUGCUCCCGGAAGCUGCCGGAGCUGAGGCCCCUUUCAGGGAGAUCCUUGCGGGUGCGCAGCUGGAGCAACCGUACGCCGGGUCCCGCAGCCCCUCCCCCACCCCGGGACUUCCCUCCGCCACGAGUCGGAGCUGCCCGGGGAGGCCGCGGGGGGACCAAGGGCUGCCCCUCUCCCGGGACGGACGGAGCGCGGAGUCCUCCCUGGGGGCGCGUGGGGAGCCCCUCGGAGCGGUUUGCAGACAGGAGGGGCUUGGCGGGGGCGGCGACCCCCUCGGAGCGCUCGGGACUCGCCCCGCGGGGUCCCCUCCAGGGUUUGCCGCGGUCCCGGGGCCAGGGCGCGGGGUGGGAGGUGGCCGGGGCGGGCGCGGGGCGGGGACAGGGCGGCGCCCCUCCUCCGGCCCCGCCUGGGCCCGGGAUCUCUGCGCCGCCGCCCGGGCGCCCCACUCGCCGGACUGUCCCCCGCGGCUCCGCGCGCACCAUGGCGCGUCGGGCCGCCCUGGCCGGGCUGCUGCUGCUCCUCCUGCUGGGCGCCGAGCUGCAGGCGCAGGAUUUGGAUCUGUCCGACGCCCUCGGAGGCGAUGACCAGAAACCAACGAAGGCUCCCAAAAAGCCCAGCGAUGACGGGAACGGCUUUAACCUCGAGGACGCUCUCGGUGGUGGUGGACACGAUGCCCCAGUGUCGCCCAAUGAGCCCAAGCCCAGGCCCAACCAGCCCGGCUCCUCUGGUGGCUUUUCUGACAGUGACCUCCUAGACGGGACUUCGGGAGGUGAAGGACACGGCGGUGGCUCUGACGGUGGCAGUCACAGGAACGAGGGACAAGACACUAACUCCCAGGGUGUGGUCCCCGGCAUCGUGGGGGCCGUGGUGGUGGCCGUGGCCGGGGCCAUCUCCAGCUUCAUCGCCUACCAGAAAAAGAAGCUGUGCUUCAAAGAAAACGCCGGACAAGGAGAAGUGGACUUGGAGAACCGAGCGGGCACCAACGCAGAGCCACCAGUGCAGCGCACGCUUUUGGAGAAGUAGAGGCCGCUGGGCGGGAAAAGCCCAGUCCCAGGUCCGCAGCCCGGUGACACCUGCCCAGUGACACUUUGCAAGACCAGCUGGCGAGCGCAGAGGCCACCGUGCGCUCGGGGAGCCGCCGCCCCAUCUCCACUGAUGGACUCCCUGACCCAGACGUGAGGUGACCAGCACGCCCGGUGACCAGCGGGACGAACCCGCGGGGACUUGUGUCACCUCGACCCCUGGGGCUCCCGGGGAUGGGAAAGGCCCACCAGGACCCAGUCCCUGUGGUCGGACACCGGCCCCGUCAGAUGCCUGGACGCGCAAGCCCUGGGCCGAUGCCCAGCUACCUGGACCCCGGCGACGCCCUACGCCUCCCGAGUGGAGGUGACCCCAGGGUCCUCGCGUCCCUCCGAUGCCUUAGGAUAUCCGGCUGUUUUGUUUUGUUUUGGGUUUUGGUUUUUUUUUUUUUUUCCAACUAAUAAAACAAAAUUGGAAACCAA
Molecule: messenger RNA, 1574 nt
Organism: Marmota monax (woodchuck)
Lineage: Eukaryota; Metazoa; Chordata; Mammalia; Rodentia; Sciuridae
Gene: Cd99
Product: CD99 molecule (Xg blood group)
Exons: 11
Coding region: 1-1095 (364 amino acids)
Biological process (GO): positive regulation of neutrophil extravasation; homotypic cell-cell adhesion; T cell extravasation
Source: RefSeq, a predicted model, not a curated record